AUGAAACCUACCUCCGCUAGAUUUUUUCAACAAUCUCAAAUAACACAACUAACGAGACCUUGGAAGAAAUACCGUGAUGGUACGUUAUUCUAUGGUGCUUCUAAAGUAGGUAACAAGCGUGUACCAUUGACGACGAAGGAUGGUAACAAGUCUAUGUACAAGGGUACCAGAUCUUCAGGUAUUGGUAGACAUACACAAUAUGGUGGUUAUAAAAUUAACUGGAACAGGGUGCGUACAUAUACCGUUCCAAAGGAUUUCAAUACGGAUUUGAAACCACUAUUAUCUCAUAACUUGCCAGAACUAAAACAUCAAUUCUCAGGGUAUCAGAAAGGUUACACGGAUCCAAAGCUUUACUUCGACAAGUUAAAGAAGUAUGUGAAGGAAGGGAAAAUCCAAAGCGAAGCAAGCAAUGUGGAAAGCUAUGUUGAAAGAGGAUGA
Molecule: messenger RNA, 438 nt
Organism: Kluyveromyces lactis
Lineage: Eukaryota; Fungi; Ascomycota; Saccharomycetes; Saccharomycetales; Saccharomycetaceae
Gene: MRPL27
Product: mitochondrial 54S ribosomal protein mL41
Exons: 1
Coding region: 1-438 (145 amino acids)
Biological process (GO): translation
Cellular component (GO): mitochondrial large ribosomal subunit
Molecular function (GO): structural constituent of ribosome
Source: RefSeq, a predicted model, not a curated record